AUGCAGCGUUCAGUCAGCGGAGCUGCUCCAUCUACGCCCCAGAAAGCUCCUUUGGCAGCGGGCACAAACGGCACGAAUGGAUACUUUUCGCCCCCUCCACCAAGCUCGCCUUCCAUUCGUUUCGGCGGAUCAAACCGAGGUAGCACCAGAAUAGCUUCCAGCUACUCUGUGUUCCGCAGCUCCACAGGCGGGCAACAAAAGUCCUCAAUCGUCAAAGAUACAGCAUACACUUUGAAGAGGAAAAGUGCGUCUGAGCUUGGCGCUGGAAUCAGCGCAACGGCCGACAAUGUCUCUUUCAUUCAUCUGGUUGAGUGGAUUCGUUCGGAGAGAUUGCAGACUUUGCCGCAUAAGGGCUCCCGAUGGGAUACGGUGUUGAUUCGUGCUCUGUAUUUUGCUGAGCGUCUUCAUGGGUUCGAGACGCAGCUCAAGGCGCAUGCUUCGGAGACGGAGCAUGCGGCGCAUCUUGGGUAUGGCCACAUCAAGCUUCUUUUGGAGCUGGGCCACUCCAACAGCGUUGCAUUGGAUUCUGCUUUUGGAUUCAUGUACAGGUGUUCUUCCGCGGUCUCGGCGCUUUUGGCUCGCUCUGAGGUUCUCAAGUUGUCCAGCGAGGUGUACCAGCAACUUUGUCUUAUGUACACGGACCUGCUCACACUGGUGGUCGAUGUGGCUGUCCGCUUCUACCGCACUGUUCACGGCAGCGAAGGCCAGUCUGCCAGCUUGGACAUGUACGAAGUCUUUGGCGAGACCAUCACCACGUUCCGUGAACGUCGCGAAUCCAUCACCAGAGCGAUCUGGAAAAACCAGAUCGAGGUACAUGGUUCCGAGGACAGCGUGGAUGUAGACGUGCUCAGCCGCUGGCUCGCGCCCCAAGACCGCGUCCUUGCCACAUUAGCUCAGGACCACACCCUCAUUGCCAAUGAUUUGGCAGAAUUCACUGGAAUCUGGUUCUUGGACGAUCUCUCGAACUUUGUCAAAAGCCAGGAUUCCUCGUUGCUCGUCAAUGGCCCAGCUGGCUCCGGCAAAACAACACUCGCAGCAGCGCUUGCAGAACGCCUGCAGCGACCAAUCGCCAGGAAACCCUACACGACUGCAUUCUGCUCUGUCGGAGCUGUCCCAUCGCAGGCCACCAGUCUCAGCGUGGUCAAGGCCCUGCUGCAUCAGAUCUACAAUCUUCGUGUUGGCAAUGUUCGCCUGUAUUCAGCUGUGGUUGCAGCACACGAAAGAGCUCGCUAUACAGCAGAGCCCACCAAAUACGAGGACUUGCUAUGGGACGCUCUCGAGGAAGUCCUUCGCAGCCCGCUCCAAAAUGCACCUGACUUGGUACUCAUUGUGGAAGGCAUCGAUGAGAUCUUGGGUGGUCAGUCCGCUGGUCAAAAUCUCCUGCAGCGCCUUGUGCACGCAGUCGAGCAAGCAAAGGGCGUCAAGCUCAUCGCAAUGGCCCAGAACCUCAAGCUUCCAACAGGAGCUCGCGGCACCAGUCGUGGAAUCACUGAGACCGACACCAAAGGCGACAUUCACGAAGUUGUGAUCAAGACCUUGAUCAAGUCUCAGCACUUCCGAGCUAAGACUGGCCGAGAGCAAGAGUCGCUUGCCGAACACAUCAUCAGCAUUUCUGAUGGUAACUUCUUGUGGGCAGAGCUCGUCUCCGAAGUCCUCCGCCUGGAGAAGACACCAGAACAACUUGACAGCACGGCCAAGGAGCUGAGCAAGACCAAGCACACUGUCGAGAGGCUCACUGCCACUCUCCUCGAGCGCUUGCAGCCAACCGAAGAUGCUAAGCUGUUGUUGUCAUGGCUUGUAAACGCCGCUCGCCCAUUGACUUGGGAUGAGAUCGACAGCUUGUUCUCGAUCAACCCGCAGACUAUUGGCAGAUCCGACAGAAGCCACAAUGUCCACAACAUAGUGUCAUCGUUGGCACCUCUGCUGGAUGUGCAAGAGGAUAUCGUCCGACCACGACAUGCUUCCGUACAGACUGCCUGCCGCACUCUACUGAGUUCUGGUAGCCUGAAAAUUCCAGUUAAAGAGCCACAGCAGGACUUCCUGCUUCGUGUGCUCACGUACGCCAAACUGGCAUUGACCGAGAAGGGAGAGCCAACUCUGGAUGAUACUGAUCGAUCUGUCGUUGAUCAGAGCUUCAGUCGUCAUCCGUUCCUGGAGUAUGUCAUCCGCUACUACCCAUGGCAUCUUCAGCAAGCCGGAAUCAUCACCACGGGCAGCACCGCCGAGCCCAAGAUCAGCCCAGAGCUGCAGAAGGCUUUCCCAGAGAGCACGACCAUGGCUGUCCUUGAGUGGCUAUGCUGGGAUGAUCAGUUCCCAGGCGCGCAAGAAGUCGAAGUGCACGACACCGUCCGCCGCGUGAGAAUCAAGAUCUUCACCGAGAAGCACCCAGCUGUUCUCCAGAGCUAUAUCAAUACCGCUUGCUACUGGGAAGCUUUGGAAGAUUGGGAGAAGGCAGCGAACCUUUACUACCCAGUCAGUUCAGUCGGUCGCUCGAUCCUGAGUGUGUCGCACCCAAUUGUUGUUGAGUGUGCUGUCAGGUACAUCCGGAUCACAGAUUCGUACACCUCGACGACUAGGACGGAGAUCAUUACCCGCAGAGAGCAGACCUUCAUUCUGCUCAUCUCAGCAUACGAGCGUCAAUUUGGCAUGCACUCUGAGGUCGUCAUCAGAACUCGUGAACGUCUCGCGGAGCUCUACAUCGCCAUCAGCGAGGAGGAGCAUGCUCGAGAGAUCCUCCAGAUUAUCCACGGACACACUACCGAUGGCAACGGCGUCACCGGCGGGGUCUCUCGCGGCGUCGAUGAAAGAUUCGUUGUCAAGUUCGGCAAGCAAAAGCAUGGCAAAGAGCUCGACGAAUAUGAAGGUGGAAUCUUCAUUGAUGAGGAUAAGGAAGAGGAUGCUCUCGUCAUCAUUGAUGUCGGCCAGGCAGAUGUCAUUCUUCGCGAGAUUGAGGAGUACAUCAAGCGUCAAGAGCUCGUCCGCGCGGAGCAGACUUACGUCGAGCUGUGGCAGCGUCUGUCGGAGACAUGCAGGACCUCGCUAUCUGUCGAGUGGCACGAGAAGAAGAUCCAAGUGGUGCAGGCUUACUCGCAGUACUUGCACAAACAAAAGCGGACCAUGGAAGCAAAGAGCUUGACGACCUCGAUCUGGAGAGAAUACGAGCACCACGAGCUGUCCUACUCGGAGAAGAUUGUGACUAGAUUGACUGAAUCCGCUCGUUUCUUGAAGAGCGUGGGCGAGUACUCCGCUGCGUUGUCGAUCUACAAGCAUGCGUCGUACCACUACAAGAAUGUCCGCAAGGAAGAGUCUCGCUCGUUCACUGAGAUCGAGGAAGAGAUGACUGUUAUCAGCACCCAAGCUCUGACACAGGCCACCAAGGACUCCAGCAGCACUUCGUCCACGUCCAGCCAUGAGCAAUAUGAGAUGUUCCAUCUGCUCAUCAGCAACAAGAGCAAAAGUGUUGAGUCCUCGAGUCUCACGUUGGCAAAGACUUUGACGGCACGAUACGUUGAAGAGAAGAAGUAUUCUCAAGCUGUCUCGGUCAUUCAAUCUACGCUUGAGCGAACUUGGAGCUCUUUCAUGUCCAGAUCUGUCCACGAGGUAACGAUUGCUUCUUCGUUCCACAAGGAGUCGAUCGAGCUUGUCGAGAGACUUGCAGAAGUCUACAUUCUGCAGCGCCAGUUCGAGAAGGCCGAGGAUGUCUAUGUGAGACUCUAUCGAGCAUCCCUCACGAACACUAAGGACACGACCUUGCUGGAGAAGGCGAAGAGCUUGAUCAUUGGUUUCUACCAGAGACGCGGCCAUCCAAGCAAGAUCAUCGCUGUGUACCAAGAGCUGCUCGCGGUCUACCGCCGUACGCUGGGCCCGAGCCACGAGACUACGAUCACGAUCUUGUACGAGCUGGGAUCGCGAUGCAGAGCUCAUGCACGUAGCCACCCAUACUGGUUGGAGUACUACCAGCAAAUUGUUGUGAGUCUGAACAAGGAUUCCACCACGGUACACGUCCGCGCAAUGGAUGCUGCCAUCAUUGUUGCCGAGUCGUACUGGGAGGAGCGCAGAUACAGCGAUGCUGUCGCUGCUUAUGCGAUCAUCUGGACCACUUUCGUGCAGAAGCACAAGGAGUUCAAGUCGUUCUCUGAGACCAAGUUCGUCUCGACUCUGUACGAGCGCUACUACCAGAGCCUGGAAGAGACCAAAGCCGACUACGAGGUUCUUCUCCAGGUGACAAGCCAGUACCGAGAGACCACCAAGACCGUGUUUGGCGCAACAUCGACCAUUGCGAUCGAGGCCACUGUUGCGCUGGCACGCGUCACGCAGCAGAGCGAGUCUCGCAUUGAGGAGUCCAUUGCUCUCUACGAAGAGGCCUCCAGGAGCGCGUCGAAGUCGGAAUCAUCUUCGUCUUCCAGCCACUUCGAGUUGUCAGAACUUCGCUCAAGCCUGACAACGCUGUACAAGAAGCGCAUCUUCCACUCCUCGUCCUCUUCCGCCAGUUCCGAGACUAUCGCCAAGGCCGUCUCUAUCUAUGAGGAGCAGUUCUCCGAGAAGAAGAGCAAGUACACCUAUUCGCACGAAGAGACGCUGAGCAGCCUGCGCGAGCUCUCCUUGCUCUACGUCAAACAGAGCAAGACCGAGGUUGCAGUGAAGGAACUCAACACCGCAGUCAUCACCAUUGCCCAGAAGGAGACUUCCUCGGAGAGGAUGUACGAGUCUGCGAUGUCGCUUGUGCAGACAUACCAGGCAGCCAACUUGGUCCAGCAGUGCACUCAGACCGUUGAGGAGCUGCACUACCAAUUGGUCGUUCGCGAGAAGAGAUCUAGCUCUAGCUGGAGCGUUGUUGAGGCAAGCCAUGCUUCUCUCUUCUUCCUCGCUGUUUUGGAGUACCAGCUGCGAAAGGAUCUCAAGAUCACGCUAUCCGAGAUCAUGGCCAGCUUGACUGCGGAAGCCUUCAUGUACGGCAACUUCAAGCAGCUGGUGAAAAGCAAAGCAGCACUCGAUAAGCUGCUCCUUGCUGCAGCUCCACUCCGACAUCUGCUGCGCUUCGCCAGCCGCUCUGGUCUCAUUGCUUCUGUUGACCAACAGUGCGUCGACAUAUUCGUUCAGCGAGAGGCAUCCAGUGUGCAGCUUCUGAGCAAGGACUCGCCACGCCACUUCAUUGUGGGCAUUCUGGAGCACAUCUCGAACCGCAAGUGCACUGACUUCGUCCGUGCUGUCAUCCUGGCCUCGAAUGCCACUUUGAAGAAGCUGGUCGACAACAACCAAUUCGCGGAUGCGCACGACAUCGCGAAGAUGACCUUCAUGUACGCUCAGCACCGCAAGGGUUACCGCGGAUCAAAGGGCAUCGCCAGAGGAUUCGAGCUCGCAUCGUAUCUCGAUGGACGUGGAGAGAACAAGUGCCCAGAUCCAGAACUUCGCAAGAAGCUGCUGCAGCUGUCCAACAAGAUCGUGAAAGACAUCAUUGUCAUCUGCCGAGAGGACAAGAUCAACUUUGCCCAAGUUCCAUUGAAGGAGCUGAACGAGCUCAUCGCUCUGUUGGGCGAACAGCAGGAUUACGACACCCUAGAGAUGCUCUUGACAGAACUUUGGACCACCCGCGAAGCACAAAAGAAGUGGGCUCCCGAUGUCCUGCUCCUCCUCGGUCGCCGUCUCAUCUGCGCUCGCUACCUCGCCGGCCGACAAAUCAAGGCCCUCCGCCUCGCCGAAGACAUCGCCUACAACCUCCGUCGCGUCAACGGCGUCCGAAACCCCGCCACCCUCGAAGCAUAUGGCCUGCUGGCUGAGCUGUACACCUCCAUUGGUCAAAACUACCAGAAAGAGACGAGCGAUAAGUCUUCUGCAGGCCUUGCCGCAGACCACUUCAGAAAAGCUAUCAUCGUACACGAGGAUAUCCUGCGCUGGUUGCAGUCUGAUGCUACUAGUGGCGAUGUCGAUGGAGACGUUGAUGACGAUGACAGCGCUGCUCAGAUUCUGGCAGAGCAUGGCAUCCAUCACGAUGGCACCGGAGAUCAUCAGGCCAAUGCGGGCUCUGGCUUCAGUGCUUCGCAACGCGGCCAGCUCGUCAAGUGGCAUAUGCGUCUGUUGAAGCUCGCAUAUCAACGUCUUGGUAGCUGGCCCAGGGAGUACAAGGGAUACGAGUCGCUGAACGCGCAGCUGUUCAGGACGUUUGGCGACUCACUCAAGGGUGUUGAAGGGGUCGAGAAGUGGUCGGCCAAGGGAUAUGGUUCCGGCAAGGCCGAGAGCAACGAGGGAGCCUUCCAGGGCAACCGUGAGUGGGAGAUCAUUUCUGCUUAG
Cercospora beticola is the source of this 6288-nucleotide messenger RNA. RefSeq lists its product as uncharacterized. Gene Ontology annotation, molecular function: ATP hydrolysis activity; protein binding. NCBI's taxonomy places the organism in Eukaryota, Fungi, Ascomycota, Dothideomycetes, Mycosphaerellales, Mycosphaerellaceae. The record is from RefSeq and is a predicted model, not a curated record.